This is a messenger RNA of Anopheles coustani, 6379 nucleotides long. RefSeq names its product kinetochore-associated protein 1 (gene rod). Gene Ontology annotation, biological process: protein localization to kinetochore involved in kinetochore assembly; mitotic spindle assembly checkpoint signaling; mitotic sister chromatid segregation. Gene Ontology annotation, cellular component: RZZ complex; cytoplasm; kinetochore microtubule. The record is from RefSeq and is a predicted model, not a curated record. Lineage: Eukaryota; Metazoa; Arthropoda; Insecta; Diptera; Culicidae. Gene Ontology annotation, molecular function: small GTPase binding. Bases 1 to 6162 code for a protein of 2053 amino acids. The transcript is spliced from 10 exons.
AUGUGGUCCUGUGUCGAGCCUGUUUCGUCCAUCGAUGAGUCGAUAGUGGGUGUGUUCUGCACGAAUGGAUUACUGCGUAUUUCGAGCCAGCAAACGAUCACAAGAGCUCCUACCGUCAAUGGUAUCCUGCAGAACAAUCGAUUGGUAAUAUCGGUGGACAGUGCCAUCAUACUGUUUCAGGAUGAAAAGCGCUGCAACGAAGCGAGUAUUCUCGACGUUGAAUAUUCGGUCGAAACCAUCACCGUCUCAGCGAGUGGUAACAUUAUUGUAUGUGGGCUCUCAAACGGGACAAUCUUUGGGCUGCAUAUUACCGGUGUGAAGCUGUUCGAAUUUGCGAUCGAACCAACCGACCGUGGUACCGAUUGUGCAUCGUUUGCCGGCAUUUGCGACACGGGAAAUGGACGGUUUUUGGUGCAGACCACCCGCGGCACGCUGUACCGGGUCGCACUGGAUGAAUCGAUGGUGGAGGAAUCAAUCGAUGCCGUGUCGAACCCCGACCAACUGGCCGAUGUUGCUAAGUACGAGCGAUUGAUCGGUAAAAAGUUUGAAGAUCGUAUCGUGUGCUUCAUCGCGCUCCGCCACUACCACCUGGGAAAGCAGUCCAGCGUACCGUUGAUCGCUGCAGCCAAUAGCGAUACGAUCUUUUUCUACCGCGAAGAAAAAGCCGAACAAGUUCAACUGAAACCGGAGUAUAAAGGAGUGAAGAAAAUGUUUACCCUUAUGAACUGCGUUUUUGCCCUCACGAACAAUGGACAGUUGUUCGAAAUAUGCCCAUUAACGAAACUCAUGUCGGAGCUACCAUGCACGUUCCGAAUCGACGAUAUUGUUACUCUGCAGGCCACGGCGGAUGUUAUAGAGAUGCUCAUCACCACAAAGGCGGACGCGAAUGGAAAGAAGUUGAUGAAAAUUGUCAAUUUCCCAACCAUGGAAAUAAAGCAGGAAAUGGAAAUGACCGAACAUACCUGGCUGCUGCAGCAGCCGAAAAACUCGGCCAAUAUCUACUACAUCGCCGGUCAGACCUACAAGGAGCCGGUUGUGCAGGAGAUCGAGCUGAAAAUACUCUCCGAGACCGAUCCCUCGUUACGGCUGCUAAAGCUGCUCAAGAUUGGCCGGUUGGAUGAGGCGGAAGUGUUCGCGAAGCAGUUCGAUCUUGACCUACAGCUCGUGCACAAGACUCGGGCCAAGCUGCUUCUCGACGAGCUCUCGACGGCGGGCAACGAGGAGACCAUCUUUGGCAAAUUGAUGCAGGUGCUGGCGGCGGUCGACGAUACGGAUUAUCUCACCAGCAUUCGCCGGGCCAGCAUUGGUGAUAGAAACAUGAAGAAACGCUUCCUUCAGUUUCUCCUUUCCAAAGUGUCCACCGGUGGGAACGCUGAAAUGGAUCCUGUGAUCGAUAUCAACGAGCGCGUACUAAGAAUCGAAACGCUGCAACUGAUUGAUCCGUUCGAUAUCGAUCAAGACUGGCAGCAGUUCGUGUACCACGACAAUUUACCACAGCUAUGCACCGAGCUGUUCCCGAAGGACAUGGAUGCGGCUUGCCUGAUCUGGUCGCGUCACUUUGCCAGCAUCCUGCCACAGUUGGAUGAUGCGAAAGUGACCGCCUUGCUACGCGCCAUCCCGAAGGAGACAUCUCCACUGCACGUGAUCCAGUGGCUGUUGCACUUUGUUAGUCCCGUGCUUCAUCACCUGCCGCAGCUGAUGAACCAAUUGGUGCAGUUCAUCGUAGGCCGCGCCAAGUCGUUCCAAAAGCUCCCGGGUUGGCCAAUGAUCGGACUCACGUUCAUCGAGGACGCGAUCAAGAUCCUGCAGGAGGUGAACUUUCCGCUCAUCGACCUGCGGCUUCAGUUCGACAGCAACAUGGAGGAACUGCAGCGUCUCGCCGCUGCGCUGCGUGAUCUCGUUACGCUAAAGCAGCAGUUUAACCUGCUAGCCAGCCUCGAUUGCUACAUGCAGGAGGAUAUGGAAAGCACCGCCUUUCGGCUGUUGCAAAUAACGCCCCUCAAUCUGCUCGCCCGCAUCGUAACCGAGUUCCUGUACAAGUUCUUUGUCGGGCAGGAGGUAAAACUGUUCCAGCAGAUCGAGCGCUACAUCCAGUUUCUGGUCGCCAACCAGUACAAUAGCUUCUGGGACCAGCGUUGCAUCACGCUCGUGGAGCUGCUGUACGACGAGCAGCAGCAGCUUGAGAUGAUACUAACGAUACUGCGUGCUGCCCCCGUUCCCUGGUCAUCGACUGUCGCCUCGCUGCUGAAGUACGCCACCGGCGGACACCCGACCGCAAAGGAAAUCCUGAUCGAGCAAAAAUCACAAAUCCUGAAGUGCCUGAAGAUCAAGUAUGGCUGGAGCCUCAAGGCUCCGUGCAACGCUCGCCUGCUGGUCCAACGCGUGCUCAAAGUGCACCUGCCCGAAAUGCUCGGUGAUAUCCGGGCCAUCGUGAAGGCGUCACCGGAGCUCGCGUUCACAACCGAUUUGAGCGUGCUGGCAAAGCUGGCGGAGUACGGUGACAUUUUGGCCGCCGCCGAGUAUCUCGAUGGGCUCGAAAAGAGCCGGAAGGAGCAGUGCUGUCGGGGAUCCAUUGCUAUGAUGAUCCGCAUGGUCGACGGAGGAAAGAUUUCAAAAGACCUGGCGAUGGCGUACCUCGAGGCACUUCAAAUGUUGAAACACCGUGCGGAACCGCUGCAGCAGAAAAGCAUCCAACAGAUCGUUAACAUCGUUCAGCUGCGCACCGAGUUCGGGCUGUCCGUAACGUGUCAAAGUUUCAACGACGCUUCCGAACGCUCCGCACUGCUCCAGGCCGGCAUUCGAUUCGUGCUCUCCAAGAUCAAGGACAAUCGGGAACAAUUUCUCGACCUGCUGCUUGGUGCAUCCCGCCGCCUUUCCUCGCUGCUCCGGUACAACCUGCUGGACUGUCUGCACGAAGUGAUGCUGCUGCUGGACAACGUCCACAUGAGCUGCUUGCUGGCGGCCCAGCUUCCAGAGAUGUCCGAUUUGCGCCAACCGGAUGCGUUCACCCCGGUACACCGCAUCGUGUCGCUGCUGUUGGCCCAGCAGAUGAGGCUCCUGCAUGACAGUGGGUGCUCCGGUUGGGUCGAAGAUCCGCUUACCUUCCCCAUCUGUCGCGAGCUACUUUACCGCACCACCGGCGGAUGCCCCGCUCAAACGGCUAUCCGGUUCGAGCUGCUGCGCUGGAUCCAGAUCGGCGUGCGCUACUACCCGUCCGGAAUUGAAUUCGAAAGCCACCGCCGUACGAUCGUUCCCGAGCCCGUCUUUAGCUCCAUGUACGAGCGGCUGUCGAAGGAAACCAUCGUGUCGAUGAACGGAAAAUCCCCACCAACAAACGGCCACUCGAAGCGGGAAUCGCUUUCCACGUUCGACGUGGUAAACGAUGACUUCGAUCAGGUGACCGUGCCGCGGAACCGGCACGUGCAGGAACAGGAAACGAUCGUCAAGUGUGUGGGGUUGGCGAUGCAAGUGCUGCUGUGCCGAGUGCGGGACGCCAAACCGUCGCAAACGUUCGUGCACCUGUUGCAGCGGAUGGAACCGAUGGAUGAGGUGUUAAUUUCGAACGAAUUCCAGACCACCCUGGACCAUCUAAUCCGGGCGAAACAGUACCCUCCGGUGGUGAACGUCGUACACUUGCUGAUGUCUUACAAGCCCGCGAUCGGGUUGCUUGUACCGAUGAACUACGCCGAGAACGUGUAUCGUAAAUCCAUCAAGUAUAUGCUAUCGCAGAAGGACCCCAACUACAGUAGUGCUAUAAUGACGCUAUUUACGUGCGAACAGCGUGAUAUGUGCUUGGAUUACUUGCGAACACAACUUACCAACGAGUCGCAACGCGUUUCCCUGCACACGCUGCUCGAGUUCUACUAUUUCACCCUCGGACAGGAGGAAAAGGCGGUUGAGGAGCGGAGGCAACGUUUGCGCUACACGCUCUUCCACGAGCUGUGUAAGCUGGACCCGGCCCUGAAGACGAAGAAGGCGUUCGUCUUCCACUCGCAAGCGGACCUAAUGAAGGAGCUCACGCACAAGCUGAUCGGCGUGGAGCUGCUGCGCAAGAUGAGCGACGCGUUCAGCUGGGAUUAUCAGCAGAUGGUGGUUUCGCAGAUCGUCACCUACUUCGGCCGCCAGGAGCUCUCCUUUACGGUCCACACGGACGAGUUUGGGCACGAGCAGGUACAGGUGCACGAUACAUCGGAGGCGAUGCUGGCGCAAGUGCGGCCAUACCUCGACGAGAUCGGCAACGCGGUGCUACUGUGCUCCCAGCUGACCAAGUACAUGGAGCAUGCGAACAGCUACUUCUAUGAGCAGUUUUUCGCCAUCUUCGACAUCUUGGCGCAGUUCAGCGAGGCAAGCGACGAGAUUGUCCACUGGCGUAAAAUCCUAGGCUACAUGCAGUCGACGCUCACCGGCCGCCGACGGCACCGGCCCGCCCAGGCCGAGCUGGAGGCGUGGAUGCGGGUGCACCCGGAUGGCGAUAUGCUGCCGGAGAUUGCCAAGUUUCGCUACCCGUUCUGGUUGUUCGUCCGCCAGCCGUUGAAGAGUCUGCUCAAGGACGACAUCACGAUAGAGAACUACCGCAAGCUGCUCGUGCUGGUGCACAUGAAGGCACUCCUGGAGGGGUUGGACCCGAACGAGAUGAACGACUACUUCUGCCGCUCGACCGUGGUCAACUCGAUCAACGAGUACAAGAUACAGCACAAGGAACUAUUCCAGCAGUCCGAGUGGAACCGACAAACGAAGAACAAAGCGUUCUUGCAGGCGAUCCUCCGCAUCGUAGACUCAGUAAUAGAUCGAUCGUCGAAGCUGCAUAUUCUGUACUACAUCGCGUGCAACGCCCUGGACGGGGACGAUCAGGUGAAGGCGGCCCACACGUGCUACAAGUUCGCCCGCAACUACGAACAAGAGCUGUCCAACAUUCCCGAGGCGAAGGAUAAAAUGGAGAAGAUCUACCGCAAGUACCCGGUGCUGCGGACUCAGCAGCUACUCCAGCAAAACGGGGUGACGGACGAGAAGCAGUUCCAGCUGGUGAAGCAACCGCAAGAGCUGAUCCGGGCACUGUACAGCGACUCGUGCUUCCAGAAGGUGAAGGUGAACGAUCUCGCCGCGGAUAUUGGCAAGCUGCACAAUCUCGAUGUCGAGGCUAUCCAGGUGGCGCUGCUGCAGAAGUGGCUCACGAUGUUCGGUGGUCCAGGGCUAGGUGAUGGCUUUGAGGAGAUGAUGGAGGAGACCCUGUACGACGAUCACAACGUGUCCGACCAGAGCCAGGAGGACGAAACGAACGUGCACGAGUGUAUGGCCCGGGCCUACUACAUCCUCAGUAGCUGGGAGCGCUCGAAGAGUGUCGAGUUUCUGGUGGCCCAGCUCAACUCCAGCGUGGACGCAUCGACGGGCUCAUCCGACAUCGGCAAGCAGCUACAGAUCUACCAGUGCUUUAGCAAACUGGCGAACGACAACUGUACCUCGUACCAGGAGUUCUUCACGCAGAACCGCUACGUGGCGCUCCGGUGCGUUCAUUUGCUGAAAUCACUCGGUAUGCAUCACCUGUCGAUCGGAAAGUUCGAGAGCGCGGACAAAAUGGCGCUGCUCAAGAUGCUCUGGCAGUCACACGCUACCAACCCGAAGGGCCUCGAGGCGCUGUCGCUCAUCUGCAUCGGGUAUGGCAUCUACGUGCCGCAGGUUUGGAACGGCAUCCUGAAGCAGAUGGCCCGGCUCGGGCUGGUGUCGAACCUGCGCGCGCUGAUCGACGUCGUAUCGGCCCAGCGACAGCUGUUCGGGCUCGAGGGGUACCGGAUGGCGUGGGAGAUACUGAUCAAGGAGCCGUUCCGCAGUGCCAACCGGGAGCAAUCGCUUACGGAGGACACCAUGCUCGCCCGCUCGCUGGUCAUGCUGCAAAAGUGUCCGAUCUCGUUCCGGUUGAACCUGCUCGAGGUGGCAGACGUUUGCAUUAACGUGAAUCGAGUGAACAUGGGUGCCGUGCUGAUCGGGUUCGCCACCGAUGAGCAAAAGGAAGCACUGAAGAAGCUGAUCGCCAACCUAACCGCACCGAAUUUGAUCGAGCAAAUACGAGAGCUAGAAGAGUUUGGUCUAGUGACUACCAUUACGAAGGCCGUAUGCAGAGAAUUAAAGCUUAACGAAUCGUCACCCCCGACAAAGCGAUGGCGAUAAAUAGCGAUGGUGGUCGCCCUUCGGUACUUAUUCACCCAUUUUAAUCCCUUUUGUUAACUUAACGCCAUAUGUAUUAGUUGUUAAAGUCAAAAUAAUUAAAAGCAUUCUUAAGCAAAUCUAUUAUCGUCGUUAACAAUACGAAAUUAUGCGAUCUGAAAUAAUUUUUUUUAUAAAACCGAAAAAUGUACUUAAGAUUCUCAAGAUAGAACAGUAUUAG